Molecule: messenger RNA, 354 nt
Organism: Lactuca virosa
Lineage: Eukaryota; Viridiplantae; Streptophyta; Magnoliopsida; Asterales; Asteraceae
Source: the annotation of a GenBank genome assembly
AUGCUUCCACCGUCGGCGCCUGCCAAUGCUGGUGGGUUGUGGGUAUUUUUGGCAAGCGGAACAAGUGGUGGGUUUGAAACCCUAGGCGGCGUUGAUCUGAAACGUGGAAUGCACACCGGAGAUCAAAGAGGGAGUAUUCAGAUUGUAGAAAAAAGAGGAAGGUUGUGGUCCGUCGAUGGUGGAGGGUUGCGGUGGUGGUGGUUGUGGAUUCUGGUGGUGGUGAUAGUAGAUUCCGACAACUCUGUUUCUUCUUACAAGCAUCACCACCAUUUUCCUUCAAGAUUUUCCCAAAUCAAUUUUUCUUUUGUCGCAUCCCAAUCUGUCGCUAUAAUCGACGAUGGUGGUGGUUGGUGA